UUGAUUUGUAAAUUUUUGCAGUCUCUGUUCGAUCGCGGUGUCGCGCGCACUUGUUUCUUUCAACCCGUUCUGCGGUGUGGUUCUGGAGAUCUUGUGUCUUUCCUAGUGUUGUGGUGUUUUUUGCACAGUCGAGAUCGUUUUGGCGACUUUCGGUUUGAUCCUGGGGGCAGUUGAUCUAGUUGAUGAAUUGAUCGAUCGAUCGGUAGAAAAGUUGAUAAUUAAGAUCAAUUUUUUUUUGAUACGGUUUUUGUGGUGACAAAACGGUUUGCUGAAACGACUUUCGAUUUCCGACUGUGGUCAAUCGAGAAGAAAAUCGAAUCGAUCGGCUAGAUCGAUUAUUAUCUGCGAUCACCUGUGAAACAGUCGGCGAUCAUUGAAGGUAGUGAAUAAGCGACGAACCUCGAAACGAAACGAAAACACAGGUGUCGGAGGAGAGUGAAGUGAAUAAAUUAACGACCUUUCAGAAGUACGUGUAUUAGAAGCGAAUUGCUUAGAGCGUUUUCUCAGCCUUUGCUGACGGAUUUCGAGUGCCAUUUGAAGCCGGUGUGGAACAAAACAGGCAACGCUUUGUUUGGUGAUUUUUGUGCGAUAUCGGAAAUUGAAAAUUGUGCGAGUUUUAAAGUGUCCCGAACACCAUAAUUGCCGGGUUGAUUGCUUGUCUUGUCAGACCCAAGUGGAAAAUUGAAUGACAAACACAAUUUUGAGCCAACGAAUCAGAUAAGCAGAGCGAUAAAUUGCCACCGAAAGGAGAAAAAAAUAAGAAGAAGUGAAAUCAAGAAGCAAACUUUGUUGCCGUUGCCGCGCCGACUUCAAAGGAGAAUAAACAAUAACAACGUUCUGGAAUUACCCGCGGCUGAUGUCGGUCGUCGUUCUGGCAGCAUCUUAUUUCGAUUGGUUCUUGUGACGUCGCAUUAUUUUUUUUGGGACCGAUUCUUUUGAUGCUAGAUGGAUUAACAAAAUUUCCUUGGAUCGCCCCGGAACCAUAGACGACCGCAAAAUACCACCGAGUACCUGGAACAUAAAAGUCUGAUUGAAACUAGUGAUUAAGGGAAGCAAGUUUAACAUCCAGAGUUUGUAGAUCCCGCUCUAUUGGCUAUUGGCUAUCGUAGUUUAGCUCAUUUUGUACAGUUACAAAUAAGUUUCAAGCCGCAUUGGCGUAGUCAGUAGAACCUUCAGAAGCCUUCGAACAUGUGCCCACCGUUCCGCGCGCAAAAUUUAUCGCUAUGAGUAGAAGGAGCUUUGCUGCCAGUCUGGGAUCAGAAUGACGGAUGUUGCAUUCCCGAUUGCAUCGAUUCCCACUACAGUUGCGACCAAUCCAAACUCAAAAGCCAUCCCCGCUGAAAUAGGGGGUUCACAGCAAGGGCCGCCACCUCCACCACCGAGAACGGUGUCCUUCAAUCGGGACGUGCAUGUCAAAAGAAUUGGAUCACGUUCGGAACCACGAACCUUUCCUACCAAUUCGAACGUUCGCAAGGAACCUCAGAACUUAUCGGCGGAAGCCCUUCGCAGAGAAGCAGAAUUUGUACUAGCACAAGCAGAUCGCUUGGAUCGAGCUCGAUCGCGCAGCAACAGUAUCAACGGUGGCAAGGACGACAAGUUCAACUCGUUACCAUCGAGGAAAUCUCGGGGGAAAGCCUCUCUUACCCGAAGUUCUAGCGACGCUUCCUCGAAGAAACCCCAGAAGAAUCUCUUGAGUUUAUUCAAUAAGACGAAACAUGACGGUUCUGUGAAACCACCUGAAGAGAAGCCACGCAUAACUGUCAGUCGUAGCAAGAGCGACGUUGGUCAACCUCUUCGGCAGGUAAGAGACCGCCGAACGCCUCGAAGAAACACCCAGGAGCUGAAAAAUGAUCCAUUAACUCCGAUCAUCGAAGCUUCCCCAGUGGAAUACACCAAACCAUUAGAUCCACUUACCGCCUACGCCCAACAGAAGAAACCUUUCGAAGAUAGUCAGGAUUUGAACAUAUCCACGAAUCGAGCCACGUCCAAGCCCGUAAUGGAAACGAUCGCACUUCUGCGACAGAAUUCGAAGUCCCAAGAACGCCUGCAUAGCUCUCAAUUACCGCCAGACAAGCCCAACCUCACCAAAGGCGUCACCGUAGAGAACAUCGUCAAGCGUCUGUCCACUGAACGUCACACAUCGCCACCUCCUGCCCAGAUUGUACGCGACGGAUUCUCGUACACUCGACCGGGUGAACCCAUUGUCUACGCCCAGGUCGUAUGCAACAAUGAUAGCAAGGAAAAGCACACCAUUCGCAAUCAAUACAUAGCCAACACCAGUGACGAAGACAUGAAGAAAUCUAGUCCACACGACGACCUCCUCGACAGAAUGGCCACCAAGGAGUACCUCACCAUGAAACGUCCAAGUCCUCCGCUGCCCAAGUAUACCUUGGAUGAGACAGACAACUUCCCGCGUACCAAGUUGAAGCCCUACAACAGCGAUGAAGACGAAGGUCUGGGCAUAGACUACAGCAAACGCUUCUCAACCUCCUACCUCAAGACGACGACUACUACGGCAGCCGACUCGUUCACCAACUCGGACGAAGAUCACAUAACGCCUACCGUCAAGUACACCCCUCCGUACGUCGGUCACAGUUACAGUGCCAACUACCGGGGUCAAGCGGAUGGCAAAGAAUACUUCCCAGAGUUUCAUGAACUCAGCCAGCGGCGGGAGAUUCUGGAGUCACGAAUCCGCAACCGAAUCGGUUCCAGGGAAGUGCUUGACAUAGGAUCACCCGAUCGAGACACGACAACUAGGCGUGGAAGUGCUUCACGCUACGAGAACUACCAUCGGACUACUGCCGGUCGAAGGAGCGUUGAUCGGAUGGCAAGUGCUUCACCGGUGCGAAGGAGUACUCUCUCGCCUCCUCCGGUGCAGGAAGACUUGAUGCACCGCAGGAACUCGAGCAACCAGUACGUGGAGUCAUUUGUAACCAAGACGGUUGUGAACCGUGACGGAAGACCUUACUCGGAAGAAUACGUUGAACGUUUCAAGUAUCCGAGCAAGAAUUUGGAGGACGUGCGCACGACGAGAACGACAUUCGAGCGGGACGGAUCUGUCGAGCGGACCGAGGUGAAGAACUUCAAAAGGAACCUAGCGGAGACGAGCCACUCCAGGAAUGUGAUGGAUAAGGGUGAUUCCGGGAUCGAGAACGACUUCCGAAAGGAUUCGCUGAGCAGCGAGUUUCCGACGCGGAAAAGGUAUUCGAUGGCGCAGAACAUCCACGCUUGCGAGAGUUUUCUGCGCCAUGAACGCAACCACACCAACAGCUGUUUGCGGAAACCGAAGCGAACGUAUUCGUACCGUGAGCGGAGUAUUGAUGACGGCAGUCGGUUUGAUCCACGUCUGGACGACUAUCCGGAUUCCGGACGGGGUUAUCGGAAGGAGCUGAAGUCUUCGUUGAAACCGGAGAAGAAAACUGGAGGAUUAGCGAAGGUUAAACAGUUCAUGAGUUCGACCAAAAAGAAACUGGUCAGGAUGGGUGAAUCGGACAAGAAGGACUCACGGCAGAGUAGCAUUCGUAGCGAUGAGAGAUCGCGAUAUGAUGAGCAGUUCCAUUCGUUGCAGGUCCCCGACAUUGCCAACCGCCGGCGGUUGUCCACCCCGAAGUCUAGUCCUUCAACGACGAAGCGUUCGCUGUCGUUCAAAAGUACCACCAAAACGGGCGAAUCCUCGAAGGCAUCCCGUACGGAUUGGUUCAAGUCGUUCGAUAGGUUGUCCCGUAAGAAACCGUCGCAAGACUCCAAAUCGCAAUUCGGCGGAAGUGACCUGAAGUCCACCUCCGGUGGAACGAAACCGCAGAAGAGCUUGCGGUUCUUCGGCGAUACCGAUACGGAGUAUGCCAAUACGGCACCGUCCAGACCUAGUCGCUCCAAAUCUUCGUUGUCGAAGGUGGAUAAGAGAUACCAGAGCGCUUACGAUUUGGAAGCGACACCAAAGAUUCGCGAAACUCGAAACCGUUCGACCUCCAUGCAGAAUCUUGAUGAAGAGGAUCGUCGAAAUGAAUCCAAACGAAAAGACCUGUACGACAUAUCGGAGUACUCGACGAGCUACCGGAUGCGAUCUCCGUCACCGAGCUAUCCGGUUCGGCGACAGCACAGCAUGAACCGGGACUACACACCGGAUCGUUCCAUCCCCAGGAAGAGCUACAGCCGUUCGCGGGACAACAGUGUCGAUCGCGUAGAGUCCGAUCGCUACCAGCGAUCGAGUCGAAGCCGUAGCGAACAGCAGCACAGGAAACCUCCAUCUGGCCCACAGAAGCCGGCCCGUAGCUUCGAACGGAGAGGCAGCUUGACCAGGGACACGGAUCGAAUUCAGGAUAGUUCCGGUACCGAAGGAGAAUCUAGUCAACAGAGCCAGCGAAGUGUCGUAUUCUUGCAUGCAACUACAGUUGGCGACAUUCCCCAUCCGCACAUUGCCAACGCCCACCGGAUGGCGUACUCCCGCGAAUCGUUGAACAGCUCCAAGAAGGUCCAACCGAUGACCCGCACCGUGUCGCGAUCGGUCUCCGUACUUGCCCCCUGGAAACCCAAGCACAUUCGCGAUGGAUACGAAAUCAACUACCACAACGAUCAGCAGCAAGUGGUGAAACCGAUCUCAACCCUGCCGCGACCGAUGAGGAAUCGAUCUUCGAGCCAGUCCACGUUGAACCGAACCAAGCAGAAGACCCGACGGAGUCAUGCCGGCGGAUCCAAGGACGAUUUGGACUCGGACAAGAGUUCUUCCUUCGAUAACUCACGCAAUUCACAUCGGCCGUCAGAAAGCGGUGGCCAUCAAACGCAUUCGCUGCCGAGGCGAUCGCGGGAUAACGCAGCAGCAUCCGGAAGCUCGAAGACUAACACCCUUCAGAAACAUCGGAGGAAUUAAUUGGAAUUAACUUUAAAUUGCUGGAAUAAUCCAUGCCAUUACACAGUUUCACCUUAAAUUCAGAGUUUUGUUCGAGUGAUGUUUGAUUUUGGUCCUGGAGAUUAGAAAGUAAUCACAUUUUAAUGGUAACAAAAACUGGUAGAAAUGUCGCAAAAUAUUAACGUUUGUUUCAGAGACGGCGAUCUUACUAGCGAAUGAAAAUAAUUGUACUAAAAUGGAGUAAAAUUUUGAAUAAAAAUUGCGAUUUUCACAACUAA
Molecule: messenger RNA, 5124 nt
Organism: Aedes aegypti (yellow fever mosquito)
Lineage: Eukaryota; Metazoa; Arthropoda; Insecta; Diptera; Culicidae
Gene: blo
Exons: 12
Coding region: 1262-4867 (1201 amino acids)
Source: RefSeq, a predicted model, not a curated record